Coregonus clupeaformis (lake whitefish) is the source of this 2730-nucleotide messenger RNA. RefSeq names its product lysyl oxidase a (gene loxa). Gene Ontology annotation, molecular function: protein-lysine 6-oxidase activity; copper ion binding. The record is from RefSeq and is a predicted model, not a curated record. The coding region runs from base 199 to 1455 and encodes 418 amino acids. Gene Ontology annotation, biological process: peptidyl-lysine oxidation. NCBI's taxonomy places the organism in Eukaryota, Metazoa, Chordata, Actinopteri, Salmoniformes, Salmonidae. The transcript is spliced from 7 exons.
UGCAAGCCUCGGAACAGAACGAUGUGAGGUUGCGUGGGGAACAUAGCAAUACUGGUGCAGGUUUUUCAGCAUUUAAUGUAGGGUAAAUUAGACUUACUUUGAAAAGUAAUUGAAUGUACUUUAUUUUCAACGGGAAAAUGAUAUACCACAUAAAUUAAAAUUGUAGUAAUUAUCAGUCAUAAUCUAUUUAGUUGUAUUAUGGGAGCGCGUACAUUUGUCACGCUUUAUGCGUGUGCGCACGUAUGUUUAUUCGUUUGCAUACUUCAAACUGUCCAAUCUCAGCGGAAUCCACCAGAGACAAGGACACGAAAUAACCAAGCCGCAGGUACAUUACAGCAGACAAUACAAUGGGCGCACAACGGUAAAGUUUUUAGCCUUCUGAGUCACGGCUCGGAAUAUCGACCACCAAAGCAAAAAGGCGCCGAUAAAGAGCAAACCCGACCUGUCACCAUCAUUAGCGACGGGGAAGCCAACAAACCCUCUGAUUCCUCGAGACCGCUUCCCUCAUCUAUCCACACAGUGUCCCGCGCAGGAGCGCGCCCAGGCUGGCUACUACCUCGAGUUCCAAGGCCCCCUAGGGGACAGGGGCACCAGCAGCAGGAUGCCCAUCCAAGUGGCCAUGCAGAAACGAAGGCGAAUGACACGACGAAUGGGACGACGAAUGGGACACAGGACAAACCGUCCCCAUCGCCGAGAAGAGAAGACGUGAUGGCAGGGGAUGAUCCUUACAACCCAUACAAGACCUCAGAUUCAGAUAAUCCUUACUACAAUUACUAUGACGUGUAUGAGAGUCCCAGACGCAGAGAGAGACCUGGAUAUGGCACAAGGUACCAUCAGAACGGUCUGCCUGAUCUUGUGCCAGACGCAUACUACAUUCAAGCCUCUGCAUAUGUCCAGAGAGUUCCUAUGUACAACCUCCGAUGUGCAAAUGAAGAGAACUGCUUGUCAAGUUCAGCAUACAGAGCGAGAGACUAUGACACCCGCAUGCUGCUGAGGUUCCCACAACGUGUGAAGAACCAGGGGACGGCUGACUUCCUGCCAAGCAGACCGCGCUACUCCUGGGAAUGGCACAGUUGUCACCAGCAUUACCACAGCAUGGAUGAGUUCAGCCACUAUGACCUGCUGGAUUCCGGUGGGAGGAGUGUGGCUGAGGGACACAAGGCCAGCUUCUGCCUGGAGGACAGCUCCUGUGACUAUGGCUACUACAGACGCUUUGCUUGCACCUCACACACCCAGGGCUUGAGUCCAGGAUGUUAUGAUACCUAUAACGCAGACAUUGACUGCCAGUGGAUUGAUAUUACAGAUGUGAAACCUGGGAACUAUGUCCUCAAGAUCAGUGUGAACCCCAGCUAUCAGGUUCCAGAGUCUGACUACAGCAACAACAUUGUGCGCUGUGAGGUUCGCUACACUGGCAACUACGCUUAUGUGUCAGGAUGUCACGUCUCACACUAUUAAGAGGGGAAAGUCAUUCUCCAAACCACUGAGAAGCAAUUCUGUGAAAACUCCAUGACAGCCAAAGCACACAUGGAUAACUGCAAUUAUGUAAAAAUGGCCAUACUCUUAUCAAGUUGACAGUUUACCAAUUUUUUCAGGUUAAUGUAAAGAAAAACUCUUAGGUUCAUGUUAUGCCUAAAUUAAAUCAAAUAACAUUUUAAUUUUCACAUGCAAAUAGUCCGGGUAGCCAUUUGAUUAGCUGUUCAGGAGUCUAAUGGCUUGGGGGUAGAAGCUGUUAAGAAGCCUUUUGUACCUAAACAUGUUUUUGUAAAGCCAUUCUGUAAGUUCAGUGAGGAGGUAAUAAAAUAUGGAUUGAAUUACUUGAUAGGUUUAGAAUUAAAAGUAUAGCCUAUAUAUUACAUAACAAUAGUUGGUUUUAAAAGGUCUAAACCAAAUAAAUUGAAUUUCAGAUGUUAAACCCCCCCAAUAUUUGUUGAAAUUGCUUGUUUUUACAUAUCAAUUACAAUAUUCAGCACCACAUGGUAUGGAAUCCAUCUUCAGCUUGCUUGAAGAGCACAGAAUGUAGCGCAUAGUGAGAUACAGAUGAUUUUAACCAUGGCAUAUUUCCCUAAUCGUUUUAUGUGUUUUAUGUCAAACAUAUCAUCCCUUUCACCCAUUUCUUCUAUCAUUAUUCACAUUUGCUUGCUAUAGCUUGUAUGUUUACAACUCAAGUUCAAGGUCACUUUAGAUUUUUUUAAUGACCUUAAGGUUUUGGAAAUUAGUAUAUAUUAGCAGUACACAGAUCAGUUUUUGUAGGCCCAGGGAUCAACUUCCAAAAACGAAAUUUUGCAGGAAAUUAGUUAUAGAAUUGCAAAAUAUUCUCUCCGUCUCAUGGCAAAAUGUGUAGAAUUGCAGCAAACGUAUUUUAAAACGGCAACAUUUUCUCUACGCCCUGUGGAAAAAUUUGUAGAAUUGCAGGAAAUUAAUUCUAAAAUGUAUCCUCUGUCAAGAGGUGGGCCACUAAAAUGUUUUGCUCGCAAGUUGCUCAUCCCUGAGUAAAAGUAUUGCCCAUAAAGUACUGGAUACUGUACAUACUGUGCCCGUGCUCUGAACCAAAUAUUCAAGGAGAAAAUUAGGAUUAAUUUGUUUUGUGAAAUGCUUUUACUUAUGGUUAGUCUGCUAGCUAUCUCUUUUGUCCUGUUUUGUUUGAUAUUUAUGCAAUGAAAAAAGCUCAUAUUACUGCACCGUUUUUAUGUAUUCCAGGAAAUCUACUUGAAUAAAUCAUUGUGACAUUCA